CCCAGCGCUACCUCCGUCGCUUUUCCUGUCCGUUCACCGCCUCCAUCUCGAGUCUCGACUCGAUACAAGAACCCUGCCAUUUCUCUCUCUCUAUCUCCCACACCCAAGUCGCCGAUAACCCCUCAGUGCUUCCCCGUCGUUAAACCCAAACCCCUGGUUCGAGCCACCCACGCGCGGUCGGGAUUUGAUCGUCGAAUCUGUUAAUCAGGAGGCGAGCGCACUGGUUGAUCGAUUGCCCUAAGGAGUUGAGGUAAUUGAUUUUAUCAGAUUCGUCUACUUUUAGGGUUGACAUGCUUCUCUCCUCUCGUUUCUUUUUCUUUUGCCCAUGGGUACUUGAAUGCGUAAAUAUGAAUAUUGGCGAUACGUGAGGUGUAAUGUUAUGCUCUUCCCGAUGAAUAUGAACAUGGUUUGGCUUAUUUUGCUGCUUCUUUGAAUCGAAUAUGAAAGUCGAUAACCUAACUUUGCUGGGGUGCAAUGGACGGGAUGGAGGAUUAGAAUUUCGGAUAGCCAAUUGGAUAUUCCUUGCUGUGAGAGAUGUUCAUUAAGCUCUCUGCUGGACACCCAUAUAUGUCCGGAGUUGGAUUCAUCUGAACUGAAUUGCAGACAAUGUUCAUGUUUGUAAUAUGAUGACAGUGCUGUGGUUAAAUCCAUCAUUGAGCCAUAAACUUCAAUACUUCAUACGAGUUCUCCUUUGUCUAUUCUAUGUUGAACUUUGUCUUGUAAAUUACAUCUUUGAAAAUUCACUUCGUUAAAAAAGCUUGAGUGCCUGCAACUUGGCAUAUAAGUCUUGAAAAGACCGACGGAAGGAAAAAUGGCAGCAUAAACUCCACUAGCUUUUAUGUUGUAGAUUGUGUAAAUGAGGAGGCGUUGGUGAUUCUGUUAUCCUUGGUUGUCUUUUCUUUAUAUUGUUAAGGAUGGUAGUGUAAUUGCGUUAACCUAGAAUAUGGGUGAAUUGUUGUAAAUGGACGUAGGAAGGAAAUUGAUAGAACGGAAAGACAUUUUUUUUUUUCCUUUUCAGUUCAAAGAGAUACCAUAUGCUCUAUAUAACCAUGAAGUCUUCUUUCUGUAGAUAUGUGUUGAUUGAAACUAUUGGAUAUAUUUUAUUUGUAAUCGUUGCAACACUUUGAACACUUCUCUGAUGGGCAUCUUCUCUCUUAUGUAGAGUUAAGUCAGAAAAUGGCACACAGAUUACUGCGAGAUGUUGAAGCUGAUGGUUGGGAACGUUCAGACUUCCCUAUUAUCUGCGAGUCCUGUCUUGGUGACAAUCCAUAUGUCCGGAUGACAAAAGCUCAAUUUGAUAAAGAGUGCAAGAUAUGUACUCGUCCAUUCACAGUUUUUAGGUGGAGGCCUGGCCGUGAUGCAAGAUAUAAGAAAACUGAGAUUUGCCAGACAUGCUGUAAGCUAAAAAAUGUUUGUCAAGUCUGCCUUCUGGAUCUGGAGUAUGGCUUGCCUGUCCAGGUUCGGGAUACUGCCCUCAGCAUCAAUGCAAAUGAUGCUAUUCCAAAGAGUGAUGUAAACAGGGAGUAUUUUGCUGAAGAGCACGAUCGCAAGGCCAGAGCUGGGAUCGAUUAUGAAUCUUCUUAUGGAAAGGUUAGGCCAAAUGACACAAUCAUGAAGCUUCAAAGAACUUCACCGUACUACAAAAGGAACCGAGCACAUGUUUGCAGUUUCUUCAUCAGGGGUGAGUGCACACGUGGUGCUGAAUGUCCUUACCGGCACGAAAUGCCUGUAACUGGGGAGUUGUCGCAGCAAAAUAUAAAAGAUCGUUACUAUGGAGUUAAUGAUCCAGUGGCAUUGAAACUUCUCAACAAGGCUGGUGAAAUGCCGUCAUUGGAACCCCCUGAGGACGAAAGCAUAAGAACCCUGUACGUUGGUGGGCUUGAUGCUAGAGUAAGUGAGCAGGAUCUAAGGGACAAUUUCUAUGCACAUGGUGAGAUUGAAUCCGUCAAAAUGGUGACUCAACGAGCUAUUGCCUUUGUGACGUAUACAACAAGAGAAGGAGCAGAGAAAGCUGCCGAGGAACUGUCGAACAAACUAGUAAUCAAGGGUCUGAGGCUGAAGCUCAUGUGGGGGAGACCUCAAGCACCAAAACCGGAUCUUGACCUCUCCGAGGAAGCCAGGCAGCAGGCGCUCAUGGCUCACGGCGGGAUGCUUCCUCGUGCUUUGGUAUCCCAACAACAACAGAACCUCCCUCCCGGUACAGCUCCCGAUCAGCCUCAACAACCGAUGCAGUACUUCAACAUCCCACUUCCUCAACAGCAGCAAGAAAGAGCUUUCUACCCGUCCAUGGAUCCCCAGAGAAUGGGUGCUGUAAUUCCUUCACAGGAUGGAGGGGCUUCAAGUAGUUCAGCUGGCGAGAAGAAUCCUGGUGGGGAUACACAGCAGCAGCAGAAUCAUCACUACCCUUAUCAAGGAAUGGCUCGUCCUCCCCCUCCGCAUGGUCAGUUUCAGCAGCAACACCAUUAUCCACCUCCUCCGUAUGGGUAUAUGCAGCCUCCGCCGCCGCAGCAGUAUCAGCAGUAUCCUCCAGCAGCAGCAUAUCCGUCAGGGAUGCCGCCACCGCAGCAGGCAAGCCAGCAGCAAUACCAACAGUUUGCGGCUCCACCACCUCCAAGGCCUGCUGCAGCUCCAGAGUCCUCAUCAAGUGCACCUGCUCCUCAAUCAAACCAGUGAAAUUUUGUGUCGAUUUUUUUUGGAUGUUGUCGAAGCCGAAGCCGUCUAUUAUGUUGUUAUUUUACAGGGCGGAUGUGGAAGUUUAGAAAUGAAUGGAGGCCAAGGCUAAACAAGAACGAGGGGCAGGCUGUGGCCAUCAGACGGUGUAAUUCACAAUUUGUCUUCAUCUGUGUUUCCCUUGUAUCACGAUUGAAGGUUUUGGCUUGUGAUUGAAAUUGGUAUUCACAAUUUGUACCGUGUAGGCGUGUACUGUGUAUUCUUUAUUAUUACACUCGUCCCAUUUCUGUUCAUACCAACUUUUAAAAAAAAAUCGUAAUUUCAAUCCAUCAAUCAAUUAAAAAGAGAGUCCCGUACAUUACUGUUGUGAACUGCUGGUUCUUGUAGCAGCCGACACUGUUAUGGUCGUUGUUGCCAUUCUCUGGCCGGAUCUGGAGAUCUCGCAAUUGGGUGGUAUUUGAGGGCAAAUAGUAUGGGCUUCCUGCGUUAAUGCGGGCAGUUCACGCAGCAAUAUGAAGAGUGGGUAAGGCUCCCGAUGGAUAAGCCUUUGCAAUUGCAGGCCCCGGUUCCGAAGGGUCAGGCAUCGGGAUCGGUGGAUCCGUCAGGGCUCGUUUGUGGGUGAGAUUGUGCUACUAGAAAGGGAUCACAUUCAGCCGGAGGGCUGGUGCUUAUGACCCCGGAUCGAGCCAUCCUGACGGCCACAGGGGUACAUUUUCCGGUCCGUGAUGAUCCUUUGGUGGUGGAAUUGUUUGUCUUACGUGAGGCUAUUCUUUGGUGUUUGGGUCAGGGGUUAACCUGUGUUAGGUUUGAGGGAGAUACCAAGGUGGUCAUUGACAAAAUCAGGCACGCUGAGACGCGGGACAACAGGAUGGGUGCUGUUCUGGAGGAAGUAAUGCAGUAUUUUGACAAUCAUCCGGGGUUUGGUGUUCGGUUCGUAGGUCGGAGUAUCAAUAGGGUAACCCAUUUGGUGGCUAGGAAAGCCCUCUCCUUGUAUCCGACUAUGAGUCGUUUCUUUAAUUUUUUAGGUCUGGUUGAUAUCCAUAAUGUAACUAUCUCCUUUUUGGAAUUAAUAUAAGAUUAUCUUUUAUAAAAAAAAUGCCGUGAUGAGUUGAAAAUGGGUUACACGUUGGUUUUUGUGGGCUGACACGUAUUGGUGUACAUGCAUACGCGGUCAAAAGUCUCUGUGAUGACAUGGACAGUAGGGCCAUUUUCCCCCAUCUUUUUCUGAAGAGUACGAGUAGAGUACUCUUGGCUGCCUAGGAGUCCUAUCUAUCUUGGCACUUGGUAUAUUAUAUAUCGAUAGGAAAUAUUGGAUACGAGAUUUCAUAUGGCAGGCGGAUUUAUUAGUAAUUUGGUAUGUAAUGUUUCGAUCAUCAUGAUUCUAUUUACAGAGUAAAUGUCUUAUAUAUUCACAUGGAAUUCCACGUAGCUGAUGCUACUCGAGUCAGAACGUAAGCUAGUGAUACUUUGGAGCUACUGGACUUUCGCCAUAUAGAGAGUGCGGUACUUUACCGCGCUUUGCAUAGCAACACGACGCUUAUAUUGCUCUCCCACAAUCCCGUUUUUCACGGAUUAGGCUGUUGCUCCUAUUCCGCUUGCCGCUACUACGGGAAUCAGCUUUUGCUUUGUUUCCUUUCUUUGCACAUUAUGAUGUACGUACAUGUUCUUGUUCUACCAUUUCUGCUGACUGUUGUGUGAGUCGUAGCUUUCUCCUUUAGCAUACAAUUAGUUUUCCUGACUUUUUAAACGUAUCAAAGGUUUCAACCAACGCCACCUAAAAUAUGAAUUGACAUUAAAUUUGCGGAAGGUGCAAAAGGAGAAAAGUAUUAUGAAUCUACAUUUCUUUCCACAUUGUAUAUGAUGCUUUCCUUUCCCAAAUUUGUCAAUCUUUUGUGUGUUGGGUUGCUUCGGACACACGGAAGCAGAGCAAUCAUGGAUGCAGUGCGUCUAUGGUGUUUGAGUGAAUGCAUAUUAAUUCGUAUUUAUAUCGAAACUACGACGGAAGAAGCAAAUUAAGGGGCGAAAAAGUAAAAUGGCACCCAUCACCACCUUCUUCCUCUUUGUGUGUUCAUGUCUAGACCUCAUCAACCCAUCAUCUUGGCUACUGGACCUCCAUCACUACUCCUCUUUCUCGUCGUCGUCUUCUUCUCGCCGGCGGCAAGUCUCGCCGUCGCCGCUCGCCCUUUCCUUUCCCGGUGCUUACUGAGAGAUCUUCCUUCAAGGCAAGUGUCAGCUGGGAAAGCUCUUGAUAUCAUCUAGAGGUGGCAAAUGGAUUGAUACAUGGAUUGUUGGAUUGGAUUGGUGGAUCUAUGGAUCAAAUGAAUUGGUAGAUUAUCCAUGAAUCCAAAUGACAUCCUCAACCAAGGACCAAUAUGUAAAAUGUGAAAAGUUUAGGUACUAAAAUGUCAUAAUGAAAAUUUUCAGGUACCAAAACGUAAUUUCCAAUGAUAUUUUUUGUAUAAAUAAUUAAAAUUUGGGUACCAAAAUGUAAAAUAUAAAUAGUAUAGGUACCAAACUGUAAUUUGCCAUUUGGAUCCAUGGAUGAAUCCACCAAUCCAAUUGGAUUUGGAUCAAAUGAAUUGGAUUUAAAUGGAUUAGGUGGAUAUUUUUAAUGGGUUGGUGGAUUGGAUUGAGAAUUGCCACCUCUAAUCAUCAGCCAUCAUGAUGAUUUGUGGUAGCUUAUAUAUCCAUGAAUCCAAAUGACAUCCUCAACCAAGGACCAAUAUGUAAAAUGUGAAAAGUUUAGGUACUAAAAUGUCAUAAUGAAAAUUUUCAGGUACCAAAACGUAAUUUCCAAUGAUAUUUUUUGUAUAAAUAAUUAUAAUUUGGGUACCAAAAUGUAAAAUAUAAAUAGUAUAGGUACCAAACUGUAAUUUGCCAUUUGGAUCCAUGGAUGAAUCCACCAAUCCAAUUGUAUUUGGAUCAAAUGAAUUGGAUUUAAAUGGAUUAGGUGGAUAUUUUUAAUGGGUUGGUGGAUUGCAUUGAGAAUUGCCACCUCUAAUCAUCAGCCAUCAUGAUGAUUUGUGGUAGCUUAUAUAUCCAUGAAUCCAAAUGACAUCCUCAACCAAGGACCAAUAUGUAAAAUAUAAAAAUUUUAGGUACUAAAAUGUCAUAAUGAAAAUUUUUAGGUACCAAAACGUAAUUUUCAAUGAUAUUUUUUGUAUAAAUAAUUAAAAUUUGG
Messenger RNA from Linum trigynum, 5851 nucleotides. The record is from the annotation of a GenBank genome assembly. Lineage: Eukaryota; Viridiplantae; Streptophyta; Magnoliopsida; Malpighiales; Linaceae.